AUGGCAACCAUGGAUCUUCGUGUCGGCAACAAGUACCGCAUUGGCCGUAAGAUUGGCAGCGGGAGCUUCGGUGAUAUCUACCUCGGAACCAACAUCAUUUCUGGUGAAGAGAUCGCCAUAAAACUCGAGAGCGUCAAGGCCAAGCACCCUCAGCUCGAAUAUGAAGCCCGUGUCUACAAGUCCCUCGCCGGCGGUGUCGGGAUCCCCUUCGUCCGUUGGUUCGGAACCGAAUGUGACUACAAUGCCAUGGUCCUGGACCUUCUCGGACCCAGCUUGGAGGAUCUGUUCAACUUCUGCAACCGCAAGUUCUCCCUCAAGACGGUCCUCCUUCUGGCCGACCAGUUGAUCUCCCGCAUCGAGUACAUCCAUGCCAAGAGCUUCAUCCACCGUGAUAUCAAGCCGGACAACUUCCUCAUGGGCAUCGGCAAGCGUGGAAACCAGGUCAACGUCAUCGACUUUGGACUUGCGAAGAAGUACCGUGACCCCAAGACUCACUUCCAUAUCCCGUACAGGGAGAACAAGAACUUGACCGGCACGGCCCGUUAUGCCUCCAUCAAUACCCACUUGGGUGUCGAACAAUCCCGCCGUGACGAUAUGGAGUCCCUCGGCUAUGUCAUGCUCUACUUCUGCCGUGGAUCCCUUCCCUGGCAAGGCCUGAAGGCUGCUACUAAGAAGCAGAAGUACGAUCGCAUCAUGGAGAAGAAGAUGACCACGCCCACCGAAGUCCUUUGCCGUGGCUUCCCCAACGAGUUUGCCAUCUACCUCAACUACACUCGAUCGCUCCGCUUCGAUGACAAGCCGGACUAUUCCUACCUUCGCAAGAUCUUCCGCGAUCUCUUCGUCCGCGAGGGCUUCCAAUACGACUACGUCUUCGACUGGACUGUCUACAAGUACCAGAAGAACACCGAGAAGCUCCAGCCCAAGACGGCUGCCACUCCGGACGACUCCAAGGACGUCGAGCCGCCGACUAACACCACCAGGCGCACCAAGACUGGAGGAAUGUGA
Eremomyces bilateralis CBS 781.70 is the source of this 1005-nucleotide messenger RNA. RefSeq names its product casein kinase-like protein I isoform delta. Gene Ontology annotation, molecular function: ATP binding; protein serine/threonine kinase activity. Gene Ontology annotation, biological process: peptidyl-serine phosphorylation; endocytosis; signal transduction. NCBI's taxonomy places the organism in Eukaryota, Fungi, Ascomycota, Dothideomycetes, Eremomycetales, Eremomycetaceae. Gene Ontology annotation, cellular component: cytoplasm; nucleus. The record is from RefSeq and is a predicted model, not a curated record. The coding region runs from base 1 to 1005 and encodes 334 amino acids. The transcript is spliced from 4 exons.